CAAGUGUCAUAGCCGUUCCCGUCGGUCGACAGUGUUGCGAGACUCGAAUCCGGUGAUUUAAUUAGGAAUAACGUACUUCUUUUUUUUAGUAAAAUUGUGAAACUUUAAGCAAUAAUGACCGACAAGAAAGCGUAUCCGGUGGCGCCGCAUCCACCGACUGGCUUUGUUCCCGCGCCGACGCAACCCCCGACUUAUGGUGUUGCAGGCGCUGCCCCUUAUGGAGUAUUUCCCAAUCAGCCUCAAUUGUACGCGACGCAAGGUCCACCACCGCCGACGUAUGAUCAAACUCUUACACAUCCUAUGAUGUAUCAACCAAUGUACGGGCAAGGAUAUCCUUUACAAUAUUAUCCACCAGGAUAUCCCUUGCAAUAUUAUCCGCCGUUAGCUGCGACAACAGCAUACUAUCCUGCUAUGCAACCCGCCCCUGUAAGACCUACCAUUAUGGUACCUAAUGGUUUUGACGGUACCCGGUUCGAUGGCAUCUCGCAACCGGUGUUGCCACCACCGCCACCUGGAGUGGCCGCGAACGCUGCGCAGCUGGCCGCGAUGGCCGGCCAUAGUGUGGCUCUCUCGCAAAAGAAGGGCUCGUUCCUGGGAGGAGGAACGGAGGGCGGUUAUACCUUUUGGUAA
Atta colombica is the source of this 630-nucleotide messenger RNA. RefSeq names its product DAZ-associated protein 2-like. The coding region runs from base 115 to 630 and encodes 171 amino acids. The record is from RefSeq and is a predicted model, not a curated record. Lineage: Eukaryota; Metazoa; Arthropoda; Insecta; Hymenoptera; Formicidae. The transcript has 5 exons.